Molecule: messenger RNA, 4373 nt
Organism: Linum trigynum
Lineage: Eukaryota; Viridiplantae; Streptophyta; Magnoliopsida; Malpighiales; Linaceae
Source: the annotation of a GenBank genome assembly
ACAAGUCUCAUUAAGCAUACCACAAGUUUCUUAAUAGCAGUCCUAUUUGUGAAUUUCAAAAAGUUAAGAUAUCAAAAUGUUAAUAAAAAAAAUUUAGGUAAUAAAAUAUAAUUUUUAAUCAAUAUUUUUAGGACUUAUAUGUAAAGAAAUUGAUUUUAGGUACAAAAAUUAAGAUUUAUUAAGUUCAUGUACCAAAACUGUACUUUUAUAUGUGAAAUCUCCUGAAAGUAGCCACAAACAUUAGAAAAGAAACCACAACAUCAACACACCACAAGUAAGUAGACUAUAAAUCCCAUAAAACACACCACAAGUCUCAUAAAACAUACCACAAGUUUCUCAAUAGUAGACCUAUUUGUAAAUUCUAAAAUUUUUAGGUAUAAAAAUGUAAGAAGAAAACAUUUUAUAUACUAAAAUGUAAUUUUAUCAAUAUUUUUUAGGACUUUUAUGUGAAAAAAAAUAUUUUUAUGUACUAAAUAUUAAGAUCUAUUAAAUUCAGGUAUCAAAACUAUAUUUUUUGCAUGUGAAACCCAAUAAAGCAAUGUAUAUGAGGAGAGGUGCAGGAAUAAAAAGAAGAUUUAGUUAUUAAAAGUGUUGGCAAUUUGGCAUGGUGCAAACACUUAAAGAGUGUUAAGAUUGUCAAAUCGGUUUAUAUCUACCGUUAUAUCGAGUUAACAAGUGAAAUGGUGUAAUCAGUGGUACGAUCAAUUUGUGUCGGUUCAUUCCGGCUUAAAUACGACAUUCCAAACAAAAUAACAAAUACUCAUUAGUUAAAUACAAUAUUUAAUAUCAAUAUCUAAACUUUUAUACUUGAAUCUAACAAAUUACAUCAACUUUUAACUUUUAUAUUCAUAAGACACAUAAAAAGUCAUUUUUAUCAAUCAAAUUUACUAAAUGACGUCAUUUUAUGUAUACUUCGUAAAUCGAUCAUUCGGUCAUACCAGUAGUGUUUAUAUCGGUUCCACGAUCGACAGCGAUUGAACCAGGCUCAACCAGCCGGCAUGACAACCACACCCUAUCUCCUCCCUUAUUAUUGACCAACCAAUAGUAAAAGAUGUGUUUUCUGAUUAAUAAAGCCGAGCACAAAUUCUAGGGGGAAAACUAACAGUAAAAGACAAAAAAGGUUGUAUAAUUCAUAAAAAAAAUGAAAUACAAACUAUUUUGUAUGUUUUUUAAUAAGGUGUGUGACUAUAAAAGUACGGAUGUGGUUAAUGUUAUUGCUUAAAAUAUACAUAGACUAAAAAUGGAAAAAGUAAGAGUUUGUUGAUAUUAUUACUGUAAAUGCGUAGACCGUCGUUCAUUCUUAUCUUUUUCAUUGACCACAUUGAAUGUUUCAAUUUAAUCAAAACUAUAAAAGCGAAAUUUACAAUAUGAACUUCAAAUAACUAAGGAAGUCUAUCUCACGAUAUUUCCGGAGGCCGGUAUUAUCUUUUGAAAGAAAAAAACAUUUCCUCUCUAUAUAAAGGCAAAUAACACUCACAAAUACAAAACAAUUCAAAUUGAAAUAUACCCAAAGAAAAUUCGAGCGGAAAGAAAGUGUAAGUGUCUUACAAAUAUGUUGAAGCAUGCUUCAAUGCCAUGUUUUUUUUAUAGAUAUUUACUCAUUUUUUAUUACUUUUUAUUUGUUACAGGGAAAUUAAAGAUGAAUAUUGGGCGUCCCACCUCGAGUUGUGUCCUGAUGUUUGUUUUAUUAUGGUCAGUAUUAUUGUUAGAAUCUAACGUCAUUGCAGCUAAAAAGUUCUUUGGCAAAUCAAGAAAACAACUCUCUCAUUUUGAUAAGCAUGUCGUUGCCACUAUUCAGACUAUCCAUGGAGACACAUAUAAUUGUGUGGAUUUUUACAAACAACCAGCAUUUGACCAUCCUUUAUUGAAGAAUCGGAGAUUUGAUUAUCAGUUGAACUCUUCGUUACAAGGCUUUAAAGUAAGAGCAGCAGAAUCAGACUCAUUUGGUAGCGAACCCUCAGACAUAUGGUUAAAUGGUAAAGGAUGUCCAAUUGGAACAGUGCCAAUUAGAAAAACUACAAAAACGGAUUUACUCAAAGACGCUGCCGUUACAUCAAACGCCAAUUCGGGUGUUCGUGUUGCGGUACUCAGGUCUACUGGGGACAAACGAUAUCGUGGAGCCGGAAUGUACACUAGUGUAUAUAAUCAUGACGUUCAAGGCAAUCAAUACACAUCUAGUCGUUUCAAAUUGAAUAAUGGUCCUGAUAGUAUUGCAGUUGGAUGGGUAGUUAAUCCGAGCCUGUACCAUGAUACAAACACUCGACUUUUCAUCUAUACAAUUACAAAGGAUGUGCAUUGCUACAACACCUACUGCCCUGGAUUUGUGGUGACGAAUCAUGAAAUACCAUUGGAUGUUGUUCUUUCUCCUGUUUCCAGACGAGGUGGACCAAUAUAUGAAAUAAAAUUCUUUAUUAUGAAGGAUCAUUACAGUGGAGAUUGGGUUCUCAUGUUUGGAAAUCAUGAUAAGGUUUUGGGAUUUUGGCCGAGGGACAUUUUCACUGGAUUAGCAGGUUUUGCUAACUACGCGGAAUGGGGAGGAGAAAUUUACAGUCCUCCGGGUACUGUCACUCCACGGAUGGGAUCUGGUUGUCGACCUUAUGGAGACCCAAAGCUCGAUGGUUAUGCUAGAACAAUCACGGUUGUAGAUGAAAAUGAGAAGAUUGAUUAUGAUCCCGCGGAUUGUAAAAUCUAUCAAAAUGAUAGAGUACACUAUGGCGCGAUUGAUAAAGGAAAUAUUGGGGGUACUUGGAACCGCCUUAUCGAGUUUGGCGGGAAUAGUUUGAUGUAUAAUCCAAAUCUUCCUUAUGCUUGUUGAGAGCAAAUUAGCAACUUUUUUGUUAGGAAAAUAUUAAUAAAAGUUUGUUUCCUCUUUUAAAAUUUGCGUUACGAGUGCACGAGAUGUUUGAUUUUCGAUCGUUAUCACAAGUUCGAGACAUCAAGUCACUCAAAAAGGCUAAAUAUGAUUCCUUUAACAAUGUUGAAUUUAAUGAAUCGAUAUGUAUCCAAGCAAUCUAUGAAUGACAAAGUGACAAGUUUUAGAAGAUGAGUCGAUUUACUUGGGUUUUUUUUUUCUUCUAAAAAAUUCCUUAAGGUUUGGUUUGGAUAGUCAUGAAACCCUCGAACUAGAUAAGCCUAAAAUGGUUAAGUCCUUGUCGUGUGUGACCAAAACUUAAUCAUCAGCGGUAACGACUAACCAAAAGCGAUAACCAUAGUACAAAUCGUUACAGAACCAAAAUCGUGUCGAUGUCAGUUUUGGAUAAUCAUUCUCCUUGUUUUCGUUCUUUUAAUGAUAAUUUUCACCGAAGCCAAUCAAACUCAUUUUUCAACAACAAUUUAUAAUCGGUAAUAAAAGUCGCUAAGGCAUGAGCUUAAUUGGUCUGGUUCUGUUUAUUCAAGGGUUGUGGCUCGUCAAUUGAAAGAAGAAUGGGUCGUCCCUGGAAAUUUGGUAGAUCAAAUAACAAGCUGGUGGUGGGAAAUUGAUGAUUGAAUAACGUCCUAGACAGUUAAAUAAACGUAUAUGAACAAGCGAGUUAAUGUGUUACCGACCAUGAUUGUGAAGUAAGAAUAUUGUUAAACCCCGCUCUUCCCAAAAGUCAAAAUGACUAUUAUACUCUUGGGUCAAGUUCCACCGUAUUAUCGAUGAGAAUUAAAAAUGUGAAUUAAUAGUUCAAACGGUGUCGAGUUUCGACAUGAAGUGAGAAAAUUAUGGACGUUAACUAAAUUUCGGAUUAAACUCACCCGUAAUGAGGAAAUUCCCAAAUUAACCCGGCACAAUUAAACCCUAACCCUACCUCCCACUCGACCUCAGCCCAAACUAACAAAACCCUUCAUUCUUUUUUUUCCCCAAUCGCAAAGAGCUUUCGGCAAAGAAACAAAGAGAGCGACUAUUUGCCCAUCCGCCGCCCCACUUUCCAUCGCACCACGUCCAUCUUGUUUUCGUCUCGGGAUGCAACCUAGGUGUUUAGGAGAUUUGUGGUAUGCAUUAGGACGUUUAUGGUUUGCUUUUUUGUGGUUUGAUUUACUGUGUUUGUGGUUUGCAUUAGGAGGUUUCUGGUGUGCUUAUGACAUAUUUUGUGGUUUGCUUUGCGGGGUUUCUAGCAUGUUUUAGGAGACUUGUGGUUUGUACUAGGAGGGUUCUGGUUUGCAUUAAUAAGUAUCUGGUGUGCUUUCGAAACUUUUGUGGUUUGUUUUGCGAGGUUUCUGGUUUGUUUUAAUAUAUUUAUGGUCUGUAUUAGGACGUUUUUUGUUUGCUUUAUUGUGAUUUGUUCCGAAAAAUCCAAAAAAACACGGCCGUCAAGAUAGUAGCAAAAACAGGACACUCAAAUCUAGUAUUCUAGUGAUACCGAUAUAUGCGAUAAACCAACAUAAGAUAG